AUGUUCAGCAUGGACAGACCCUCAAGAAAGACUAAAAGUGUGAAUUACUGUGAGUCCAAGGGCUUUGAAGACGAUGAUGAGGAUUUUGCCUUUGCAAAAGGUCCUCCAAGUAAAAAGAAUAAAGAAGCAUUCAAACAACCCACAUGUGUGUCAAGUCAAGAGUCAAAGUCAAGAUCUCCAAGUCAGAAAAGCAGAAAACCUAUGAAUGUCAAGAUCCUUGAACGAGACCUAGAUGCUGCCAUUUCUCUUUCCUUGUUAAACCCAUUAUGUGAAGCAUCAGAUCUGUCAUCAGCACUACAAGACCCAUUCUUGAAUAUGGGUCUUUCAAAAGACCCAUAUGUCCAGACUCUUUCUGUAGAUGAGCACACAGAACCAUUGUCUCGUUCACUGCAUUUGUCCAACUGUAGUGUAGACACCAUGCGUUUAGGAUUGGAUCAAAUAAAAUCAGAACCCAACAAAUCCCAAAAAAUGAAAGAGGCUUCAGACUUAAAGAUAAUUAAAAAGAAAACAGAAGAUGAUGAUUACCAGCCUGGCAUUGUUUCAGAUUCAGGAAGUGACGAAGAUUACAGAGACCAUGACAGUGAAGAUGAAGAAUUUACUGUCAAAAAGGUGACCCAAACUAAAAAGGAGAAACAGACUAUAAAAGUCAAACAGCCGCCAUCUACUAAAAAGAAGACUAAAUCCACAGAUGUAAGGACUUCCCUGACCAACAACCCAUCUGGCCUUUCAAGAUCGACAUCUUUAAACGCUUCAAAACCUGCUACAUGCCUGAGUCCAGCCACAAACAGGACACAAAAGUGGACCCCACCAGGCCAAAUAGAUGACUUAAAGACGGCACUGACUGAUUACAUCGACUCCAUAAAUUACAUAAAUCCAGGGUUGAUAAAGAGAAUUUAUCACUCAAAACAGCUGGGUCUUACACAGGCAAGACUGUCUGGAUGGAAAGUUGCAGAGGGUGAUGUGGUGGCCAUUCUAGACGCUCAUAUUGAGGUCAACGUCCAAUGGGCAGAACCACUGUUGGCCCGCAUUAAAGAGGAUAGGACUGUGAUAUUGACCCCAGUGUUUGAUAAAGUCACGUUUGAUGACCUCACUGUAACUCCCUACAAACCAUCUGCACAUGCAUUUGACUGGGCACUCUGGUGCAUGUACGAAUCUUUCAGACCAGAGUGGUAUGCACAGAAAGACCAGUCGCUGCCAGGAAAGAGUCCUUCUGUCAUGGGAAUAUUCGUUGCUGAUCGCACAUUUUUACAGGAGAUUGGCUCACUUGAUGGUGGUAUGGAAAUUUACGGUGGAGAAAAUGUGGAGUUGGGCAUUCGGGUUUGGUUAUGUGGAGGGAGCAUUGAAGUUAUUCCAUGCUCUAAAAUUGCUCACAUUGAACGGGCAAAAAAACCUUAUACAACAAACUUGUCUGCAACAGUGAGGCGCAACGCCCUGAGAGUGGCAGAAGUGUGGAUGGAUGAGUACAAGUACAAUGUCAAUGUGGUAUGGGCUGUUCCUCUGGAGGUGAGGUAUGUUUAG
Messenger RNA from Knipowitschia caucasica, 1518 nucleotides. Lineage: Eukaryota; Metazoa; Chordata; Actinopteri; Gobiiformes; Gobiidae. The record is from the annotation of a GenBank genome assembly.